Molecule: messenger RNA, 1264 nt
Organism: Solanum dulcamara
Lineage: Eukaryota; Viridiplantae; Streptophyta; Magnoliopsida; Solanales; Solanaceae
Product: F-box protein SKIP1
Exons: 2
Coding region: 28-948 (306 amino acids)
Molecular function (GO): protein binding
Source: RefSeq, a predicted model, not a curated record
AUUUUCAAUAAUUGUUAUUUACCCAAAAUGGUUGAGGAAGAAGGGAAAACCGAGUCACUGCCUAACUGGGCCGAGUUAACUCAGUUAUGCCUCGUUAACAUUCUCUCUCGUCUCUCCAUUGAAGAUCGAUGGCGAUCUGCCAUGUUUGUCUGCAAGCUAUGGUUACAAGCUUGUAAGGAUCCAAAUGUCAACUCGGUAAUCGAUCUCGAAACUCAGUUCAUCGAAUCGGUCACUGAGUCGUCGUCGACUCGUCGCUGGAAUCUCGACUUCGAGCGCAAAAUUGAUUCUAUGCUUCGAUCUGUUGUAAUUUGGAGUAAUGGAUCUCUGAAUAUUGUUCGAGUUAGGCACUGCUCUGAUCGUUCCGUAGCUUUGAUCGCUGAAAGGUCGCCAAAUCUUCAAGUUCUCUCAAUCCAGUGCUGUCCAAAUGUAACCGAUGAAACAAUGUCUAAGCUAGCCUCUAGGUGCCCUUUGCUUAGGGAACUUGACAUCAGUUUCUGCUAUCAAAUAUCUCACAAGUCUCUAGCUCUUAUAGGACAGCAUUGUCCUAAUUUACGGAUUCUGAGGCGAAAUCUCAUGACUCGAUUUAAUUCUUCCCAACAAGAACGAUUUGUCCCGAGGGAGUAUCUAGAUACCUGUCCUCAAGAUGGCGAUAUAGAAGCUGCUGCAAUAGGGAAAUUUAUACCUCAGCUCAUGCAACUUGAAUUACGGUUUUCCAAGUUGACUAAUAAAGGUCUAGCUUUGAUAUCUGAAGGAUGUGUAAACCUCGAGCAUCUGGAUCUCUUUGGGUGUACAAAUGUUACUAGCCGGGGUAUUGCAAAUGCCUCGUCGAAUCUGAAGCAGUUGAAAACCUUGAAGAAGCCUCACUUCUGCUUAGAAGCACAAACACAGAGGUACGGGCACUGGCAGCUGUAUGAUGAUCGUUUCCAGAUGGAUUUCUUCCGAAUUUAAUCAGGCGAAAAAUGAGUGGUACGUCGUUAUUCAACUGCCUGUAUAUAUUGUUUACUAAAUGAGGGGCUAUAGUAAAAAGUAGAAGAUGCUCCAGUUUAUCAACAGACUUUAGUUGUGUUCAUAUAUUUUGAUUUCCUGUUAACUGUGACUUGUUCUCGCUAUUCUACUUCGAAAACUUUCCUUUUGAGUUGAGGGCCUAUCGGAGCAACCUCUCUACUCCCACAAAGGUAGGGGUUGUCUUCAUCCUUGCCUCAGCAGAGCAGAUCCACUUGUGGGGUUAUACUGGAUACAUUAUCGUUGUUGUUGUCGUCUGUGA